UUCUCUCACUCACACACUCCCACUCUCCGGACAUACCGUACUAAUUCGCCUUGUCCACAGUGCUCUAAACACACAGUUACACGUGCGCGCGGUGUUGGGUGACUAUAAACCACUUAGCUCCAUUAAUUUGGAGUUGAUAGGGGAACAGGUUGCAGUAGGACGCCAGAGCGCUGGUAUGAGAUGUUUUCAUAUUGCAGGUAGACGGACGGGCAUUUGACAAAUUAAGCCAAAAGCCGCAGAUAUUUCUUGAAAGAUGCGUCGAGCUCGAGAUGUGCUUUCACCAUAUUUUAACAAUCAUCAAGAAAUCCCGGAUCAUUGAUUUUUUCCAGUCUCUAUAAUUUUAGAAUCACUUUCUACCAAAAAACGCACUUUCUACUGCAAAUUAUGGACUUAAUGCGUAUUUUGAGAGUAAAAUGACUUUAUAGAGAAGUUUGAAUAACUGUUUCAGACCCCACUCGCCUGUUCAUAUGAUGAAGACCAUUGGGAGACAAUUUCGAUCAAAAUUGACUCUUCGAUUUAGUGAUAAAUAAUCUUCUUGGCAAUUAUAAAGAAUUUUUCAGUGAAAGAGAACAUUUAUUCGUGAGAGUACGGCAUAUGCAGCAGAAAAUAUCAAAAGAACAAACUGAGAAAAGCAGAGAGAAUAGAAGACGACGGCGAUGGAUGCUCAACUGAUGCGAAGCCACUUCUCCCAGGCGAGUCUCGGCGGGCUCGCUCCCUUCCCAGCAUACUCUUUCUCGUCCGCAGCCCACGCACUUGGGUUCCACGUCUCGCCGCCGGGUGCAUCGCCCGGAACUCACGGGGACCUUGCUAUCACAACAUCGGUGGCAGCUGCGGCUGCUGCCGUCCGAGUUCAGAGUUCCAUGAAGAAGGACCUUAAACACGUUCCUGGAGAAUGUUUCUCACCGAAGAGCAAGAUGAUGAAGAUUGGUGGACAUGAUGACGACGACAGCAAUGGUAAAGACGACAAAGAUGGAAAUGAUAACAAAAGGAGAAGAAGUCGAACUAACUUUAAUGGAUGGCAGCUGGAAGAGCUUGAACGCGCUUUUAACGAGAGUCAUUAUCCAGAUGUAUUUACCAGAGAAGCCCUCGCAAUGCGAUUGGAUCUUGUUGAGUCACGUGUUCAGGUUUGGUUUCAGAACCGAAGAGCAAAAUGGCGAAAGAAGGAGAAUACACGGAAAGGUCCUGGUCGUCCUGCCCACAACGCUCAUCUUACAUCGUGCAGCGGAGACCCAAUUCCACCUGAUGAGCUAGAGCGAAAAGAGAGAAUGAAAUUAGAAAGGAAGCUCAAGAAACAGAAGGAGAAGGCAGAGAAAACACCGAAUCGACAUGUUUCUAGGCGAGUUGGUGGCAGCAGUGGGUCUGAAGGAAGCGCUGGUGGAGAGGGUGAGAAGAGAAGAAGAGACUCGUGUAGUUCUUCAACAGGUUUAUGUGUGGAUGGACCGACGGGGUUUUUAACAGAAGGCCAUCUGUCACAGAAAGACUUCAUGGAAAGCUCGAGCGCUGAACCAAGCGAGGUAGAUUCAGAAUGCAUGGACAACAUCAGUAUUGAUACAUCGGAGGAACAGCGAAAACUUCCGGAUUCGCCGCGGUUCAAGCUAGCGGCACGAACUCUUUUAAAUCCACUGCGGGGUGUCGGACCGUUACCGCGGUUCGAUGCGGAUAAACUUCAAGACUGCGACGCCGCAUCCGCAUUUCAUAGUUCGUUUAGCAUUGACAGACUUCUGUCUCGCCAACCGGAGCAGCACCCGGAUAUGAAACCAGGAACUGUUGCGGCAGCCGCUGCUGCUGCUGCCCUCUGGCCCGACUUCUGCCCGAGCUAUGCCCUAGCAGCACCAAACCCUCUUGCAUGGGGUGCCCUCACUACAUUUGGGUUCCCGAGGAUGUGGGCCGGUCUUACAGCAGAUCGAUUAGCCGGGUGCUUACGAGCCAACAGUCAGCAAUUAGGCCUACUGGAUGCAUGGAGGGAGAGAAAGACAAUGAGUGUUGAGGCACUAAGGAAGAAAGCACAAGAACAUAAAGAGGCGUUGAGCAAAAAUGAUCUAAGCGAUGGAUGAAUAGAACUUGUAAAGUAUUUACCAUUAAUGUGCAUAGCGAUAGAUAUAUUGAAUUAUCUUAAAAGUGUGAAAUGGAAUUUGUGGGAGGAAAAUUGUAUUUAUGUAGAGUUGAAAUGAUAUGUUAUUCUAUAUGAAGACUUGUUUUAAAAAUAAGUUAAACAAAUUAUAAGGCUGUCUGAAUAUACUUAGUUGAAAAUUGUUCUGUGGAUGGAAUUAAGAUGCUCCCAGGUCAUGCUUAAUUGAAUCCUUUUAUGUUUUCAUGGAAAACAUUCGCUUUAAACCAGUCUGAAGUCAUCAAGUAACUUCCCAAGCCUGUCCUCCGUAUGCAUGAACUGUUGAAAAAAUCUUUAAUGUUUAUAAAUGAGCAUAGAAUACCGUUACCGUUAUAGAAUAUUCGUUAUCCUUGCACCAGUAACAGUAAAUCAAUACUUAUCAAUGUAUGCGAAGCAAGGCAGCUACAGAGGGUGGUCGUGAUGCCUCCAUCCCGUAAUGAAUUAUAUGGUUUUCGUUUGAACUGAAAGAAUUGAUAUGGAAAAACAACAAAGAUUACAAAAAUGCUUCACUUUGCUUUCCUUCAAUCGGGAGUCCCUGUUAGUUUUCACCGGCAGGUGGACUCGCGCUGAGCACCCCCCCCCCCUCCCUCCCUAUUCAUAAUAUGUUUUACCCAAUUUUAUCUAGGUGGUUCUGUCGACUGCAAUGAUUACCUCGAGUUCCAGUUGGGUUGUUGUCAAUGGGCUAAUCAUUCCAGAGUGCCAGUCAUUAAAAAAGAUAAUCGUCGACAUUCACUAUUAGGGCUAAAUUGGUAUUAGAUACACAUUUAUCAAUCCAAUUACAAUAGAAUGUUGUUUAUUUUGCUCAUUCCUGUGACAUACGUCAGGUUUUUAUUGGUAAGCAUGUAAGGGUUUAUAGCUUGAGUUACCUCGAUAAUUAAUAAUGGGUGGUCACUGGUCGUAAAAUGCUGCGGCAACCAACUUUUUAUUCCAUCAUGUGCUGACGACGUUCUCUUCUGAAUGUGUAUUAACUUAUAAAAUAUGGGCCAAUUUUAAAUGUUCCACAUUUUUAUCUGAAAUACGAAUGCAAACAAAGUGGCAAGUUGUAUAACAAGGAAAAUUUAAAUUCAAGUACGCGCAUUGUUGAACAACGAACAAACUGAGCGAUAAUGAGAAUUUUUCAAAUAUUAUUUAAAAAAAUCACCGUGGGGAUUUAAGAUUGGCCGCAAAGGUCAUUUCAUUCGGAUGUUCGGUUGGGAGAACUCCUCUAUAUUCUCCAAACACAAACUUACUGUCACCUUUUUUCAAAACUUUUACUCAGAAAGUUUUCCUCUGAAGCAGAAGUUAUCAUUCAAUAAAUUGCAGAUAUGAUGUCGUUUCGAUUUACAUAGAUGGUCCUUAGAUGAAUAAAAAAGCUAUUCCGCGAGGUCACAUAUAGCAAUAAUAUCUUCUAACUAAUGCCCCAAUGAAAAGAUGCUAAGGAAAAACGAAAUCAAUAACUAAUUACACGACAAUUGGUAGAGAUGUCCCUCUUACAUGUUUUAUCACAUUUUCUUUGUGAAACCACAAAUUUGAGAAUUUCUUAAAGGACAAGUCCACCCCAACAAAAACUUGA
Lytechinus variegatus (green sea urchin) is the source of this 3659-nucleotide messenger RNA. Its product is annotated as homeobox protein unc-4 homolog. The record is from RefSeq and is a predicted model, not a curated record. Gene Ontology annotation, molecular function: sequence-specific double-stranded DNA binding; DNA-binding transcription factor activity, RNA polymerase II-specific. Gene Ontology annotation, biological process: regulation of DNA-templated transcription. Lineage: Eukaryota; Metazoa; Echinodermata; Echinoidea; Temnopleuroida; Toxopneustidae. The transcript is spliced from 3 exons. Bases 657 to 2054 code for a protein of 465 amino acids.